Messenger RNA from Belonocnema kinseyi, 7707 nucleotides. RefSeq names its product tensin-3 (gene by). NCBI's taxonomy places the organism in Eukaryota, Metazoa, Arthropoda, Insecta, Hymenoptera, Cynipidae. Gene Ontology annotation, molecular function: protein binding. The transcript is spliced from 22 exons. The coding region runs from base 1096 to 6132 and encodes 1678 amino acids. The record is from RefSeq and is a predicted model, not a curated record.
CGUGCGCGCUCGCUCCUAACAUUUCCAUUCUUAUUCGACGUAACCCACUAAUCAUCGCAAAACGCGACAUUUUUUACCUAUUUUUUUUCUAACAUUUUUUACCUAAAUAAGAAUAAAAACAAAUAAUGUUAACAAAUUAAAAAAAAUUUAUCGUACAAUUGAAACAUCAAUCAGUAACAAUAAUAAAGACCAAAGAAAAAGAACGUUUUCCGUUUAAAUAUAAAAUUGUUAAUCAGAAAGAUAAGCAAUAAUUGAUUCAAAACUUGUUUGUAAAAUGAGAGGAAGCAAAGUUUCUUCUGAUUUUCGAGUGUCGAUGACAGCUCGUGAAUAAUAAUCACACACGUGACAUCUGACAGGACUAUCGUUUCAAUUCUGGUUUUGUGAGUGCAUUCAUAAUUGCCUGAAAGGAAGAGGACUUUUUUUUAUUGAAACUAGUUGCACAGAUUGCUCUAUUAGCGUCGGAACCGACACGUGGUUCGCAGUCGGCUCUGAAGAGCUAUUUAAAAAAAGUGUCCAAAAAUCGAUAAUUUAAAAAAAAAAAAAGAACGAACGACUUCGAUUACGAACUUUUGGAACGAGUUUUCUUCUUCAGUGGAGAAUAAAACUAUUUUUUCUGAAGACUAUGAUAACAAAUUGUUCCACAUAAAUGUUUGCAUAAUUCAAGAGAUAAUUUUCCGAGCAACUGGAACCUUGAAGCAAAACAUCUCAUUUCUCGUCUCUUGACUUUCUCGAAGACAAAAACAAGAAUUAUCCGUGAGUCGGAUAAAUUGAAGUUUCUCGGGUCUUUUCGAGCCUUGGUAGCCUCGAAAAGAAUUGUGAAUCUUUCAUUAAUUUCGAAUGCUCCAGAGGCAUUUAAACUUUUCCGAUUUUUCCCAACUUUGAAAUCCAGAGCACAGUUUUUAGUUUCCAGACUUUCGUGAGGACAAUAAUUCCUGGAAAAGUUUCGGCCACAUUUUAAGAUGGAAUCAGGAUGUUCGCGUCAUAUUGAAAAAGAAGCACCGGAAGUAUCCUGAAGACGGAACCGAUUCUGGGAGUGAAUUCGCAAAAAUUUAUUGUAAGAGUGAAUUCGAAAAAAGGCGGGAAAAUAUUCAAAACAUGCCGUGGAUUAAGUGUUUAGGAGGUGGGAAAGUGAGGAGAGGGAAACCACUCAGUGUCAGUCAGCCGGUUCAUCUGCUUGUCAAGACUGAAUUUGAACCUCAAUGUCACGUCUUCAGAACUAAAAAACUACGAAAGCCAAGACCAUGUCAACUGUGCCACCAAGCAGUGAUAAAGCAGGCAUCCUGCUGCCGAGCGUGCAAAUUCAUCUGCCACAAAUCCUGCGAGGAAAAGGGAGCGAGAUUCCGGGAUACUUCACAGCAAAUACACAAGCAAUGGCAGGCUGAUCCUUCUCGAGCUUUUCCGACGGUCAGCCAUGUAAGCAGCGUUGAUGGCUCGCCAAGCUCCAACAGCUUCUCUGCCGCGGUAAUUGGUCCACGAGACGUAUCGACGCCGAACACGACUCCUAGUCCCAGUCCUAGCCCGACCAACAGUCAACAAGUCACGCAUAAUGGCACAUACGAUCCACAGCCAAAGAAUGUCAACACUCCUGCAAGCAAGCAUAAUCAUGUGCAGUCGACAGCGCCGUCGGCGACAUCUUCCCCAAGGACACCAGGGGUUGGUGCCGACUCGGUGACAAUAGCAUCCGGCAGGGGUGGUAGGGUACGUGAAGUGAUGGAAUUAUGUUACGUCACGGAAAGGAUUAUUGCUCUUUGGUAUCGGGAAGAUGAGCAAGGAGCCCUAGAACAUGCUACAUCUCUUCUUCGAGGAAAACACGCCAACAAUUAUCUGAUAUUUAAUUUAUCUUCGCCUUGUCGAUCUGGUGAGCCGAACACGCGGGAAGUAGGAUGGCCACAAGGAUUAGCACCAAGUUUGGAAAGACUUUGCGCACUUUGCAAGGAGCUGGACUCCUGGUUAAAUGGAGCACCGAAUAGAGUCGUAGUUUUACAUGCUAGAGGGAGCAAGGAACGACUGGGAGUAGCAGUUUCCGCCUACAUGAAUUAUAGCAGCAUUUGCGGGACACACGAUCAAGCUCUCGAUAGGUUUUCUAUGAGAAAGUUCCUGGAUGACAAAAUCGGCCCACUCAAAGUACCAUCGCAUCGAAGGUACGUUGAGUACUUCAGUGGACUGCUUUCUGGAUCCCUACGCAUCAGUCCAUCACCAUUAUAUCUAACCCAUCUGACCGUUUUGGGUGUCCCUCUUUUCGAACCUACAGGAUGUCGAGCUUUCCUGAAGGUGUACGAGGGUCUCACGCCAGUUUACACCUCCGACCUUUAUUCCGUAACGAACGCACGAGAAUUUACUGUGAAUCUCGGCGGUCUGCGUUUGAGAGGAGACAUUCUUGUCAAGUGCUACCACAGAGUGUACUCCAAGCAGAGCCGAGAAGUUAUGUUCUCUCUUCAGUUCCACACAUGCGUUAUCACGGAAAAUGUCGUCUCAUUUCCCCGCUCGGAACUGGACGUUGCUUGCGAUGAUCCAAGGUGUCCAGCAGACAACGUAGUUUCGCUCUAUUUUGCGACCGACGCAAGGCGUCUAUAUGGCCCAAUUCCGGCUCCAACUCCUGCGGUGCCUCACGCCUCGGCACACCACGACCCAAUAUUGCAUUGGGAUAGUUAUACGAAUCUUGAAAUUAACGAUGACGAAGGUCGAGAAACGCCACUCUCACCACCUCCAAAUUCUAGCUGUUCCUUACAAACGUCUCCACGGGGAUUGGGAUAUACUUGUGGACCAAUCGAUGGAUCUCUCUACGCCGUGGUCCACCAAGGUACCGGAGGUGGGGCUCGUGGUUCCCCACUGACGGUUUCCAUGGAUAGUGGUAUCAGCAGUGCACCUCCUCAACGACCCAGUCCUCCGGAAAUCGAAACCGAGAAUCAAGCUCAUGGUGACCUUGACAAACUCCUACAUGAUAUGAUGCUGACUGUUGAGUCAAUGCCAGAUCCCCCGACGGACGACUAUCAUCGAUCAGACAGAAACGGAAAGACAUACGCCCAAGAGCCUCGCAGUUACAGCAGCCACGGCAGUCAUCCCACUUCCUCAAAUUAUUCGACCUUGAAAGAUUCGUACAGAAGUUACAGUGCCGCAAAGGAGUCCAGUCCUCCCUACAAUUCCAGCAGCAGUUACAGCACCUUGAAGAACGAUUACAGAGACCCGCCUUCCGUCCUCAAAGAAACUUUUGUGGGCAGAGAGAACGGGGGGAGGACUCACGACCUGGUCGAUUUUCGAGGAUCUCCUGAUCGAAAGGAGUCUAUGAACGACUCCUACCGACAGCAGACGGAUUCCUUCUCGCCUCCUGGGAAUAUAGACUUCAUCGAUGAUGAAAUUCCUUAUCACGCGAGGCAAACUAGUCAACCCUUCUCGUAUGGUGCCACUUCAGAUAUGAUCAAACAACAGAAACUGUCCUCGCCUUCCUUGGUGAGGAAGGCCUCGGUACGAGGAGCCGCACCAGUUGUUGAUCUAGAUGACAUCCUUGGGGAAAAUAGCAGAAGGCCCAUUAGUCCUCUCAAUACCAAGACGCCAGAUCCGCCACCGGAAUUCGCUAAUGGUUCGAGCAAGCUAAACUCUGACCACAUGGAUGGUUUGUCAUGGUUGAGACAACAACAGUUGAAACUUGCUGCAAGGAGGGACGAGAGAAAUCCAUCAAGAAUAUGGAGACAGGAAGCGGGAAGUCGAAUGCUUGGCGAAUUGAAAAGCGUGCAAAGAUCACGCUUGAGGCACGAUGGAUAUGCUAGUGACUCGGCGGUUCUAGAUGAUGAAGACGAUAUCUGGACAAUCAACCCAGUUUCGGGUCACAAUUCCGUCAGAACUGCUGCCUACACAUCCGCACCAGCAAGUCCUUUACUUCCGCAGCGGUCAAGCAGCAGAAAAUUUAAUGGCAGCGGAAACUCAACACUCGGAAGACCAAGAGCAGAAAGUGUAAAUGAAAGACCCUUUGUCGCCGUGAAGAGGGCCUACGAUUUCCGAAAAUACAAUGAAAACCAGAGCCCUCCGUCAUCCCCUCGUGCGGCCUUAGUCGCAGCACCACCCCUAGGCCUAGUAAACCUUUACCAAAACUCAAAUCGUACGGACAAGCAGAAUCAGCAACAACAACAGCCACAACCCCCUCGACCAGAAUCUCGAAGCGACAGCUUCGCCCGAGCGGAAACACUUCUGAGGGAGUACCGGCAGACCAAUAACAACCACAUAGACUCUGUACAAGUACAAGACAAGUUCCCGAAGCCAGGACAACUGGGAUCUCAAAAUGGGGAAAAGGAAGGGGAGUCGUAUAGUGAAAACGGCUACUCGACAAAUUACAAUUCGAUCAUCACCAGCAAUGGAGUUAAAGACUCGAUGGAUGCAGGUCUACUGGCAGUUGUGGAUCAGCAACAAGCCAGACAGAAUUCGGCUGACCCUCUCGUGAGCCUCAUUCAGUCCUUGGCCGACAUCUCAUCAAUUCAUGGAUUAUCACCCACUAACAAAAAUGGUCAUGCGAAUUCAGUCACAACAUCCUCUGCUGCCGCCAUCAACACGAACAAUACCACUAACAGUUCCCCUAAUCAGUCACCAAAAGCAUGGCAGAAUAGUAUCCAGUCCCACAAUGAUUCCUCGUCAACGUGGACAGAGAGAAGCAUUAGUCCCGGAAGCGUGGGCGUUGGGGGCGCCUCUCGACCACAGACUCCGGCAUUUCCGGUUCAUCCACGCACUCCUUACGUGAAUAAUUCCUCACCUACGGUGACCUUUGCAUCGGAUCGAACCUACAUCACGCCGAAUAAUAUCAACAACUCUGGGUAUAAUAUCAACAACAACCACAUUGAUUCCGGGCUCGGCAACAUGAACAACAACUACAUUGAUCGUGCAAUUUAUAUUGAGGAGCGCAGAGAAAUCUCCAGGGAGACGGGACUUCCCCCCAAGAGUCCGACAACUCAGCGACACUUGAGUUUUCCGGAAAGCGGCUCUUUUAAAGAAUCGCGUAACAAGCGAUGGCCGCAAACUAACCUCUCGGCGUUGUACGAUCCUAGCAAGGACCGGCCCGUCUCUCCACUCGUUGAAUCGACAGGAUCGCAAUUGCAUACCAUCAGCCGCAGUCCGGGUACUCCAACCCACAUCGAAUUUCCUCAAAGCCCUAAGUCUGCAACAUCGUACAACUCCAUUAACAGUGGAGGUCACUUAUCUCCAAUGGUUCAGUAUUACGGAUCGAGACGUUCUAGUAUUCAUUCAAAUACGGAACCUCAAGAAGUAGCGGAUGUUAACGUCAAAUUUGUUCGCGAUACCAGCAAGAUUUGGUAUAAACCAAAUAUAUCCCGAGAGCAGGCAAUAGCAAUGCUUAAAGAUGCAACGCCAGGUACGUUUGUAGUCCGAGACAGUAAUUCGUUCCCUGGAGCCUUCGGUCUUGCCCUGAAAGUGGCAACUCCACCUCCUGGAGCCCCAAGUAGUCCUCGAGACCCAACUAGUGAACUCGUGAGGCAUUUCCUGAUUGAGCCAACAUCCCGGGGAGUGAGACUCAAAGGAUGCGCCAAUGAGCCAGUCUUCAGUUCUCUUUCCGCUUUGGUUUAUCAGCACAGCUUGAUGGCAAUGGCUCUGCCCUGCCAGUUGCUACUUCCGGAACCGGACGCUGCUGCCAGGGCACUCGACUCUCCAGGAACAAAUAGUGCGCAACAGCUUUUGGCGCAAGGAGCUGCUUGCAACGUGCUCUAUUUGUUCACGUUGGAUACUGAGUCACUAACCGGACCUCAGGCUAUCAAAAAGACAAUCGCAAUGUUGUUCGAUCAGAAGCCCGUACCGAUUGCAACCAUCGUGCACUUCAAGGUCUCCACACAGGGCAUCACUUUGACUGAUAACGCCCGCAAACUUUUCUUCCGCAGACAUUAUCCGACGAAUAAUAUUAGCUACUGUGGCCUUGAUCCCGACGAACGUACUUGGAAUUUCGUCAGCGAGGAAUCUGGACGAGCUCUUAGCGCACACCGCUGUUUUGGAUUUGUGGCAAGAAAACCGGCUCACAAAUCCGACAACCAGUGCCACAUCUUUGCAGAAUUGGAACCCGAACAACCUUCUGUGGCUAUUGUAAAUUUCGUCAAUAAAGUAAUGAUGGGCAAUGCUCAUGUGAAAGCGAACAUUGUCUGAGCGAGCCCCAAUGCAAAAGUUAACAAUCGAGCUCAGAUAACUCUUAAAUUUAGUCUCUUCUUUUAGUUAGUUUAUCGUCGAUGAUUAUUUCUGAAUAGUGGUAUCAACAGUUAGGUAUUACCCCGUUGUCUACAGUAGCUAUUAUUAAAUUAUUGGGUACCAAAGCUACUACCACUACCAUAUAAUUCUUCAGUAAGUCGCAAAAUCGUUAAUUAGGAUCAGAAAAUGAAACAUUUUAGAAGUUUUCCUAAAGUAUUCAAAACUAGAGAGUGAACAUAAUCUAGACAAACUGAGGCAUUAAUUAUCCGAGGGAAAAAUCUACUUUCGUCCCGUGUUGCAUAUAGUAUUUUAGUCCACUCUUGGUCGUGGCCACCUUUUGGCCCUGAAAACGGGUCCGAGGAAUUUUUCUAUGGCUUUGUUCGCGCCUCGCAUUUUGAUCGACCAAUUUUUAUUUUCGCCCCGCUGAUUUUACUUUCGCCCCGCUGAUUUUACUUUCGCCCCGCUGAUUUUAAUUUCGCGCCGCUGAUUUCAAUUUCGCGCCGCUGAUUUUACUUUCGCCACGCUGAUUUAACUUUCGCGCCGCUGAUUUUAAUUUCGCCCCGCUAAUGCGGUUUGCGGGAAAUAUAUGCUACUAUCGCCCCUAUUUUUGGGAGCAAAAGCUGGCCAUUUCGGUGGAGUGUGGAAUAAACAUAUUCAAAUAAAAUAAAAAUCCAAGUCCCAUUGUUGCCGGCCUCGUGAAGAAAGUUAUUAUCUACAGUUUUCCGUAGAUAGCAAUAUUUCUUCACCAGGAGAGCAGAUCCCAUAACCGAAAAUCGAUGAUACAAUUGGAUGGACAAAACUUUUUCCUCAGACGAGAAUCUCUUACAGGCUAACGGAAAUUGUAUGAUUUUAUUUCAUAUGAAGCAGAUUUCGAAAAAUGAAGGUAGGAAUGAAAUUACAGUCCUUAAACAAAAUUAAGGACUCGAAUUAAAUGACGUCUACCACGAUACAUAAGAGACUAUUCGAGUAUAUCAAGAAUGUUAAUUGUUGCAAGCCAAUAUUGUUAUUAUAUUAUUAUCGUAAAUGUCGAUAUUCGAGAAUGUUUAUAACUUGUACAUAACACUAAAGCCUUAAGAAGAGUAGUACUAAGUUUUCAUUAAUCGGAAAGCCCGAGUGACUGAGAUAGAUGGAAAAGGGAAAGGAAAGAAUCUAAGAGAGGUUUAUUUACGAGUAGAAAAGUAGAUUAAAAUAGGAUAGUGGAACUCUUUGAAAAGCAUCACAGAAUUGAUUUGAUGAAUUGUGUUCUUGCCAUUCAAAAUCACUCUCCUGGAGGGCCGGAGGCUCGCUACAUCAACCAAGAUCAGUUUUACGAGAGUGAUUGUCAGCAGUCAAUUAAUAAUCGAAUAAGUACGACAAUAUCAAUUUCCUUUUUCUUACUGGACAAAAAAGAACCAAAGUGGCUUCUAACUCUAUCGGACAAGCUUUUAUUAAAAAUUUUCACGACGUUUUGAAAACUUUGUAUUUUUAUCAUCUGAGGAACUGAUGGAUAAAAUUUUACAUUGUAGAAAAGGUAUAAAAAUAAAGGAACUUAUGAAA